Messenger RNA from Styela clava, 1468 nucleotides. RefSeq names its product lys-63-specific deubiquitinase BRCC36-like. The record is from RefSeq and is a predicted model, not a curated record. Gene Ontology annotation, cellular component: BRISC complex; BRCA1-A complex. Gene Ontology annotation, biological process: protein K63-linked deubiquitination; DNA repair. NCBI's taxonomy places the organism in Eukaryota, Metazoa, Chordata, Ascidiacea, Stolidobranchia, Styelidae. Gene Ontology annotation, molecular function: cysteine-type deubiquitinase activity; protein binding; metallopeptidase activity.
CAAACAAAUAUUAAUUGUGCUUUCUGGACCAGAUAUUAGAUUAGAAAUAACUAAUUUGCAAUUGCAUCAUGGGCUCAGUAAGAAUGGUAAUUUUAAAUGCUGAUGCAUAUUAUUCCUGUCUCACACAUGCUUUUUCUAAUGAGCAAGAAGAAAUUAUGGGUUUGUGUAUCGGAGAAACCAAAGAUACGAUACUUGGAUGUGAAGUGCAUAUAACAUCAACUUUAUCAUUACGAAGAUUGGAUAAAAGAAAAGACAGAGUUGAAAUAUCAGUUGAACAACUUUCCAAUGCAUCUUCGAAAGCAGAAGAACUAGCCAGAAAAACUGGACGACCUUUACGAAUUAUUGGUUGGUAUCAUUCACAUCCACACAUUACUGUUUGGCCUUCACAUGUUGAUAUUGCGACACAAGCAGAUUAUCAAACAAUGGAUGGUACUUUUGUUGGAUUGAUAUUUUCAUGUUUUAAUGAAGGAAAAUCGAAUGAACAUUCUAUACAUCUGACAUGUUUUCAAUCUGUAACAACAUCAGGCUGGGAUUCUGCACCACAUGAAAGAGUUGAGAUCCCAAUAUCAAUUGCACCAUGUAGAACUAUCAGUGAUGCUUGUAUGGAUGCAUUGAAAGAAUUACCGAAAAUAUUGAUGCAUGAAGAAACAGAUACAUAUGAGGCUGCAAACUCUUCAGAUGGAGAUUUUAUGACAAGAUUAUAUAAUGGAAGUGUUCAUGUCCAAGCACUCUGUAAAUUGAACAGCAAUCUGUUGUUGCCAAUGUUGAAAGUCACAGAGAGAUCUACAGCACGAGCUCAACUCAAGUUGGAAGAAACUGAAAAGGAUAUCGAGGAACUAAAAAAGCGAAUUACAGAAUUGAAGCUUGAACUUGGAGAAACUUGAAUGGCAAGCCUGAUUAGUAUAUCGACCUUGAUGAUCACUAUAUAAAAAGACUUUUUGUGAGACUAGUACCACUGUGAAAUAGAUUUUAGUUAAAUUGACUAAUGUCUUAUGCAACAAAUUGAAAAAGCCAUUGAUUUUUGGAUACCAGUGGAAAAUGGUCAUGUGAUGAAAUGAAAAAAAGCAGAGGCAUAUGUCAAAGCAACGUAUCUGAAUCUUCUUAAAGACAUUUGGAAGAAACGUAAUAACUAUUGCUGUCACUUUCCUGAGCAUUGGUUUCCAAACCUCAGCCCAAUGAUUUAAUAUGACCCGCCAAACUUGAUGACAUACUUUAACAUGUUAUGUUUUUUUCUUGUGUUUUAGAUCCCGCCAAUUGUUACAUCAUUAUCACAGUUUAAUCAUGUGUAUUUCUGUAACAGUUCUGUUCAAUAUUGCCAACUGUGGUAUAGCAAUCUAAGCCCAAUCAGCAGAAUGUAAUAUGAAAGAGAUAAUCUGCACGAGCAGAAAAGUGUAACAGCAUGUAGUCUUUAAUUUUUCCCAGUGGAAACUUCACAUUGCCAUAUAAUGAAUAAAGUUUAUUUCGUUAA